CUUCCGUCGCGUUCUGUUCGUCUCGUUCGACCGACUCGUUUUCUCUCUCUCUCGAGUCACGGGAGGGAGGGAGGGAGGGGAGGGAGCUGCUGCAGCCCGCCGCGUCGCGUCGCGCCGCGCCGUCAUUGCCGCCGCCGCCUGCAGCCGCGAGAGCCGUCGCGAAACGCCACGAGACAAAAGUGCCUUCUUCCUACGCCGCGCGUACUACACAGCCGACGAGAUGGCGGACGACAGCCACGAGAACGGCACCAGUAACGGCGACGUGCCGGAGAUCGAGCUGAUCAUCAAGGCAUCGACGAUCGAUGGACGUCGAAAAGGCGCCUGCCUGUUCUGCCAGGAGUACUUCAUGGACUUGUACCUAUUAGCGGAGCUCAAGACGAUUUCGCUGAAGGUGACCACCGUAGACAUGCAGAAGCCGCCUCCCGAUUUCCGCACCAACUUCCAGGCCACACCGCCGCCGAUCCUGAUCGACAACGGCGACGCGAUACUGGAGAACGAGAAAAUCGAACGGCACAUCAUGAAGAACAUACCCGGCGGGCACAAUCUGUUCGUACAGGAUAAGGAAGUAGCCACUCUCGUGGAGAACUUGUUCAGUAAACUCAAGCUACUGCUGCUGAACGCAAAGGACAAGGAUAGGGAUCCUAAGUCAUCGUCACUGAUGGCGCAUCUGCGCAAGAUCGACGAACAUCUGGGCCGUAAGGGCACGCGCUUCCUUACCGGUGAUACCAUGUGCUGCUUCGACUGCGAACUGAUGCCGCGGCUGCAGCACAUCAGGGUUGCCGGCAAGUACUUCGCAGACUUUGAGAUACCGGAGACCCUGGUGCACCUCUGGCGGUACAUGCAUCAUAUGUACAGGCUCGACGCUUUCCUGCAGAGCUGUCCAGCUGAUCAGGAUAUCAUUAACCACUAUAAACUGCAACAGAGUAUGAAGAUGAAGAAGCACGAGGAGCUGGAGACGCCAACCUUCACCACAAGUAUCCCGAUCGAGGUCAACGACGACUAGGCAUACCGCGCGAGCGCACGUGCGGACCUUCCUCCGAAGUUGAGUCUGCGAUCGCGUGACUUCGAUUAGACAUCGAGAUCGGCCGGCCUAACGAGACGAAUCGACGUCCCUAAAGCGGAGUUUCAACGGCACGCCUUUUUGUAAUUUAAUAUCUAGCAGCAACGAAAACGAUCGACCAUUGGGACUCCUGUCUUUCUCAGCUGCCAAGCUCGUAGUCGUCGCCACGUCAUUGAUCGGUUCAUAUUUUCUACUAAUCAUUGUUAGAUUGUCAUCGAGCCUUUCUCUCUCUUCUCUCUCCCCUCUAUCUCUCUUCCUCUCUCUCUUUUUUCUCUCUCUCUCUCUCUCUCUCUCUCUCUCUCUCUCUCUCUACCCCGGAUAGGAUUCGAGUCAGAUAUGAAUAAAUUAGCUUUUUUACCGUAACGACGCAAAAACAUAUACAAGUGCAUUUAAAAGCUUUAGAAAAAUCUUACAAUUCUUACACUUACGGUCUUCUUCCUCGUUUCCUUCUUCGUUGCUGUACUUUUCCAUUACGUACGACAGGUGUACGUAGUUUUGACCUGAGUAGUAUUAGUAAGAUUUUAAUUUGCUACUGUUGAUGUAAACGAUUGAGUUUAUAACGGAAGAGGAGUUGGUUUUCUCGCCGUUCCAGCGAGAUGAGCCGUGAAAACCAACACCACGGUGAAUGCAAAAGAAACGUAUGCGUCGAACGGAACAACCGAAAUUGGUGCCAUUGCUUAUAAUUUUGGGGUCUUAAUUGAAGUGAUUCUUUUGCUUAGCGACGUACUGUUAUCGUGUAGAAUAAAACGUAAGUACGUAAACCAAAUUAGAACACGAAAUAAAUAAUAUGAAAUAUUUCGUUAUUGUAUCUUCAAGUUGCUAUUAUAAAUAUCUUCUUGUGCGUUAGACUUCUUUUCCAUUGUCAUCGCUCCUUCGUGUCACACGAGAACUAUCCUAAGAACCAAGAUACUUAAGCACGACUGAAACCAUUCAUACUCGAACGAAUUCACGAGUACGGAAUUCAGAAUUGUAAAAGCAAAAGAAACAGAAUUUUUCUUUGACACGGCUUUAGAGUCUCAUGCAUUGUCGUGCGAUCGGUGCACGUUUUCGAUAUACGUAGAAGGAAUAGCAAAACAUAGCGAUCCAGAGUGUGUACGUUUCUUCUGGAUUCCGCAGCAUUGUACGAGGCAUCUUGUUAUUCCCGUUUCUCAUUGUUACACAUUUACCUACCGAGUUAUAUAAAUGAGGUGAAACGGAAAACAGGCACCGCGAAUGAUCGAUGUUUCACGACCUUUUUCCCGAGUCGGAUGAGUUGACAGCGCAUUUAGGAAAGAAGAAAAGGAAAAACAGCAUCUCCGCUUAUUUGCACUAAUACACGAACCACUGUGCUCUAAAAACAAAAAAAAAUUGGAAAAAACGAGCAACUGUGUGUACUCGAUAUUCCGUAUUAGUAAUUCUAUUAUAAUUAUAAUUAUUAUAUUAUUUUGGUUUAUAUAUCCGUAGAAACGUCAAUAUACCAGUGUUUACAGUAA
Messenger RNA from Harpegnathos saltator (Jerdon's jumping ant), 2532 nucleotides. RefSeq names its product chloride intracellular channel protein 5 (gene Clic). Gene Ontology annotation, biological process: chloride transport. Gene Ontology annotation, molecular function: chloride channel activity. The transcript is spliced from 4 exons. NCBI's taxonomy places the organism in Eukaryota, Metazoa, Arthropoda, Insecta, Hymenoptera, Formicidae. The record is from RefSeq and is a predicted model, not a curated record. Bases 221 to 1003 code for a protein of 260 amino acids. Gene Ontology annotation, cellular component: cytoplasm; apical plasma membrane.